Aethalodelphis obliquidens (Pacific white-sided dolphin) is the source of this 1156-nucleotide messenger RNA. RefSeq names its product zDHHC palmitoyltransferase 12 (gene ZDHHC12). Lineage: Eukaryota; Metazoa; Chordata; Mammalia; Artiodactyla; Delphinidae. Gene Ontology annotation, molecular function: protein-cysteine S-palmitoyltransferase activity. The record is from RefSeq and is a predicted model, not a curated record. Gene Ontology annotation, biological process: protein targeting to membrane; peptidyl-L-cysteine S-palmitoylation. The coding region runs from base 30 to 893 and encodes 287 amino acids. The transcript is spliced from 5 exons. Gene Ontology annotation, cellular component: endoplasmic reticulum; Golgi apparatus.
UCUUCCGGGUGGGGCCCCGGGCAGAGGCGAUGGCGCCGUGGGCGCUGCUCAGGCCUGGGGUCCUGGUGCGGACCGGGCACACCGUCCUGACCUGGGGGAUCACGCUGGUGCUCUUCCUGCAUGAUACCGAUACCCUGUCUGUCCCAGGACCCACCCGGUGCCCCAGAUCCGACGACCGACUCGAGCCCCCUUCUCCCCUGAUCCUGGGACCCGCCCGACCCUUCCCAGGAAUUGACUCCCAAGAUUCCGAGGAUCAACUAGAUGAAGGACUGGCGUCCCGCCCAGCCCUGUGGCCACUAGCUGCCCAAGUCCAGGCUCCCCAGCCUCAGGAGGAGGCCAAGGAAGAGCAGACAGCCAUGGUUCCUCAGGCCAUCCCCCUUCGGCGCUGCAGAUACUGCAUGGUGCUGCAACCCCUGCGGGCGCGUCACUGCCGUGAGUGCCGUCGUUGUGUCCGCCGAUAUGACCACCACUGUCCCUGGAUGGAGAACUGCGUGGGGGAGCGCAAUCACCCAGUGUUCGUGGCCUACCUGGCGCUGCAGCUGGUGGUGCUUCUGUGGGGCCUGUACCUGGCAUGGUCUGGCCUCCGCUUCUUCCGGCCUUGGGGGCUCUGGCUGCGGUCCAGUGGGCUCCUGUUUGCCACCUUCCUGCUGCUGUCGCUCUUCUCCCUGGUGGCCAGCCUGCUCUUGGCCUCGCACCUCUACCUGGUGGCCAGCAACACCACCACCUGGGAGUUCAUCUCCUCACACCGUAUCGCCUACCUCCGCCAGCGCCCCGGCAACCCCUUCGACCGCGGCCUGACCCGCAACCUGGCCCACUUCUUCUGUGGAUGGCCCUCGGGGUCCUGGGAGACCCUCUGGGCUGAGGACGAGGAAGGCAGCAGCCAGGAUGUUUAGGGUUGCUAGAGGCCGGGCCACCGUCUUGUGCCUGAAAACCAGAGGGGCUGCACCCGGGGGCAUCAGCGCUCCAAGGGCCUGGACCUCCUCACUGCUGCCCACUCCUCCCAGGCCUCAGGGUGGAGCUGAAGGACAGAACCCUGCCUCAAAGGCAGAAGAGGAGGAAGAGGACCCAUGGGGAGCUUGGGCACCAAGGACCUGGGUUGUGGAGACUUCCACCCUCCCCACCCCAAGCCAGGCUGCCUCCAGUGCACAGUUUUAUA